Molecule: messenger RNA, 590 nt
Organism: Spirometra erinaceieuropaei
Lineage: Eukaryota; Metazoa; Platyhelminthes; Cestoda; Diphyllobothriidea; Diphyllobothriidae
Source: the annotation of a GenBank genome assembly
AUGCGAGAGAAGGCCGCUUGGAUGUACCCUUGGUCGCGACGCAGACACCUCCUGGACUAUGUCCUCGUCUGGAGGCGAGACCAGCGGAACGUGCUGAUGACGAAGGUGGCGGGUGGACCGGCCAUUGCUCGUCAUCUUCGAGAUACAGAUUCGUCUACAGCCUCGCAGAAGACCUCAAGGUCAGCGACCACCAGGUAAGCUGAAUGUUGCUCUGUUGUCUUGUGGUGAGGUACCGGACUAAUUUAACUUUGACAAUUUAGUACCAUUUUCUUUGACCGGAUUGCUUGUUUGAAUGUGACGAGAAACGACGCACCUGUACAACUCCCCUUGCCGGUCCGCAUUCCUGUCGUGCUCUGUUGUCAGGCUACUUAACAUUCAGAAUCUCUAUAUUAUUCACUGCUCAGUUUUACUUGCUGCCUUUAAGGCUAGGGGUUCGUGAAAUAUAACUCGUUAGUUCGUGAAAACAUUACCAUCCUCGUCAGUCUUUGCCUGCUUACCACCUCCAUUUCAGUGAUGAGCUAGCUCAACGGCCAGUCAACAUUCCAGUCGCCGCUGCCGCCGCUGAUGUGACCGCCUCCGUGGAGAAAUGA